Messenger RNA from Schistosoma curassoni, 2529 nucleotides. The record is from the annotation of a GenBank genome assembly. Lineage: Eukaryota; Metazoa; Platyhelminthes; Trematoda; Strigeidida; Schistosomatidae.
AUGGUUGGGGAGCGACCACUUCAUAUACAGUUACCGUCAUCUUCGAAAAAGCAAAAACAAAUAUUUGAAAUGAGUUGGUGGAUUAAAUAUGCACUAUUAUUAGACGAAAUAACACCCGAAGAUAGCCUCGACAGUGUUCCGGAAAGUAUUUCAUCAAGUCUAGUUGGCAAUACAUACGCUGUUGAGUCAAUAAAUGAUGUCUUAAUAAUGCUUUCGAGAGAGUCUGGCUUUUCCGAGCUAUUCAGUGAAAGUGAACAGAAAUGGUUCGAAAAUUUUAGAAAUAUAUCGAAUCUUUCCAAAUCAUUGAUUAUUCGCUUAUAUGGUCGAUCUCAAAAGAUUUUCCGAAAAUCAGACCUCAUGAAAAUUAUUCCGAAUGAUAUUGAUCAGUGCUUAAGAGAAUUAAACGGUUUAAGGUUUCUUUGUACAGAUAUGCAGCCGUUAUCAAGCGAAAUGUUGAUACAUGCUCUUAACCGUCAGGAGCUGGACCAGUUAGCUGGGAUGUACAACAUCAAGAAUUUCAAAAGUUUAACAAUGAUUCAGUUAAGAGACACCUUGUUGAAGACUUCAUCUGUUUCACCUAUGGCUUCAUUUGUCAAAGUUUCUAUUCAGAGUAAAGAUAGACUUAAAGGAUUAAUAACUCGAAUUCUUCAUGGUUGCUGGUAUGUGGACGAGACAUACACGCAGUUAAUUACUCAAUUACUUUGGUUAACGUCUCUUGGUUCUGAAUCAGCAUAUAAUAGACCGAAUAAAUUGCAAUCGAUUGAGGCCAUUAUGAAAGCUGAGCUAUAUGCAAUGAUGCUUGUCCGUCGAGGUGAACUUGUCUUUCCGUCAUAUGUAGUCAAUCGUAAAUCUACAAUAUAUCGUACAAGUGACGAAUUCCAAAAGUUUCUAGAAUUCAUGAGUUUGGAAAUCCGAUUAGAAUAUUUAAUUAGUCAAAAAUCAUAUGAUCUUGCUUUACAAUUAUGUUUGGAUAAGAAAACUAAGUUAAUCGAUGAAGUUAUGAACCUUUCGUUUCGUCGCAUUGAUCUACCUCAGUUUCUACGGCGUUUCACUUCACCAUACCGUGCAUUUCGUUCAUUGCUAUUAAUGAUCGAUAUAUAUGAACGUCAAAGAAAGUAUAAUGAAGCCAUUAAACUAAUUGAAACAUUAUUAUCUUUAACUUGGUCAUUACAUAAUGAUGACAAAUUUUUAAACUUAAAAUUAACUGGUUGUGUUCUAGAUCAACUUGGUCCUUGUCGUUUAGGCUAUCUGUUAAAUCGUUAUAUCAUUAAUCAAGGCACACAUGAGAAGCAACAAAUUAAAGCAUUUAAGUAUGUGACUAAUUACUUCAAAUUAUACAAUGAAUGUCAGUGUCUUAGAGCUGGUCGUCGUUUAACAAUUCAUGAACAGCUGAUGAAAUUGUUUGAUGGAGUGAAAAAAGAAGAAAAUAAUCACCGUAGAUCAAAAAAUGGUCAUACUAUUGCUGCUACUACCAGUACAAAUGUUACUAAUAAUAGACCACCGAAUGCUGGUUGUAAUAAAAAUAAUGCUUCUGACUGUAAUGAAAUAAAAAAUACAACCACUCAAGUGAAACGUAGAAGAAUUCAAAAACUUGUCAAUAUUGACAGUAAAUAUUGUAAGAAUAACAAUCAUAGUACUGAAGAGGUUUAUCAUACAAAUGAAAUUUUUAUUGACAGUGAAAACGAAGAACUACUCACGGUGAUACCUUCGCUUGUGAUUGAUAUCAAAGAACCGCCUAAAGUUGAAAUUACUGCUCCCGUUAAUGCAUCAGCUAAAGAAAUCGGUACACAUCGUCCACAUUAUGUAUGGUUUGAAAAUACUUCACCGAAUAAACUUCAACAACAGCGAUCACCUCAAGAAUCCAAUACUUUGUUACUUACAGUUGAACAAUGGACUGUACGCUAUUAUAUGGCUAAUAAAAAUUUUGAACACGGCAUACAUUGUGAAUCCCAAAUAUAUCAUCUUUUAUUCUGCAUACUUUUUUAUGAUAUUUUAUUCGAAAUAUCACCAUCUCCACCGGACGUCUUCUAUUCAUAUCGUCAGUCAGCGCCAUUAGAUUUAUUUACAGAUGAAUUUUAUCAGUCGAGAAAAGAUUUAAUCGAUGCUAGAUUGCAAUGGCUCUUGGCUGUUGAUCAAUCAGAUGAUCAUUCUAAUUCUUUGGAAUUUCGUAUUCAUACUUAUUGGGAGAUGCAUAAUGGUGAACGUUGUUUGUGGGCUAAUUGGGAUUUAUUGGAAAAUUCACAGGAGCUUAUAGAUAUAUUUUGGUGUCUUGGACCUUGUGUCGUUCACGAUGUUUGUCGUAAAUUAGCUACAGACUACAGAAGUUGGAGGUCGGGUCUUCCUGAUCUUUUAUUAUGGAGUCCUAAAGAAACGCGAGCUAAGAUUGUAGAAGUUAAAGGAUCCGGAGACCAUUUAUCCACUCAACAAAUAAUGUGGCUUGAUGUACUUGUCCGGGCUGGUGCCGAUGUAGAAAUCUGUUUAAUAUCAGCUGAACCACUAAAAUCGCUUCGUUCAAAAUUCAACUAUUGA